UUUACAUCAGGGGAACAGUACAUAAGGAGCAUAAAGAUGCUUUCUGCCUUUCACCCGAGAAUUUCUCAUUCUUUUCUUAAUUUUUUUCCCGCCUUUCACCUUCUCUAUCUCCAGUUAAUUUUUCCUGUUUGGUUCCCGAGAAAAUCACAAAAUAACCAAAGAAUAAAAUCAAGAAAAGGCAUCAAGAUUCCAGAUUCCCUCAAAAUUAGUUGCUAUUGAAAAAGCGAAGCAUUUGUCUCCAGCUGCUUCAAAUGAUUAUUCGCUCUAUAUUAUUGUUCUUCUUCCUUCUGGUCUCUCUGUCUUUCCCAAUCAGAAUUGAUAAGUGGUUAAUGGAAAUGUAGUUCGUCUUCAAGCAACAAAAGUAGAGAGGAGAAGACACUGGCUAUGAUAAAGCCAGAUGGAUUGUUAGGUAAUUACACGGAAAGGAUAAAAGAGGUCAUUUUGCAGUCUGGUUUCAGUAUUGUUACGGAAAUCAUCACUCAACUUGAUGAAGACCGUGCUUCAAUAUUUUACGCUGAGCACUCUUCCAAAAGUUUCUUUUCAAGUCUCAUCAAAUAUAUGACGAGACUAAGCAAAGGAUACAAGCAACUUUUAGUGUUGGCAAUGGUAUUGAAGAAGGAAAAUGCUGUUUCUGAUUGGCGUACUCUGAUUGGACCAACUGAUGCACGCAAAGCUAAGAUUACACACCCAGACAGUGUCAGAGCAAUGUGCGGGUUGGAUUCAGAAAGGAAUUGUGUACAUGGUUCAGACUCUUUGGAAUCAGCUCAAAGAGAAGUCUCCUUUUUCUUUAGGGAGUUAUCCUCAGUCAGCGGAAUAUUGGCAUUAUCUCAUUCAGCGGAAUAUGGUUAAAUUACAAGGAAUGCGAUUUUUCUUUUCUUUUGAGGCCAUAGACUAGUAAGGUCAAAUUUUGAUAAUCUCAUUGAUAUCUUUUUCUGUAGAUAUUUUUAAUAGUUUUUACAUCAUACUGCUUCUUAGACAUCUGAUAGAACAUCAGACCUAUGUGGUGUGACUUUUUGGUCUAUGCAUAGAGUUUGCUCUAAAGAGGCCUAGAUAUGUGCCAGCUGGUAUAUAUGGGCAUAUCUCAUGAUAUAGAUUCUAUUGAUAUAAACAGAAUGGAUUUACUUAGUCCAGAAUAAAUUGUACUCUAGCUGACUGAAGUAAUGGGCUGUUUUCCUGGCUAGAAUUCUCUUCUCUGUUAUUCUUUCAUUUGCAUGGAAAAAGAAGUAUUUAAACCCUGAA
This is a messenger RNA of Ricinus communis (castor bean), 1239 nucleotides long. Its product is annotated as probable nucleoside diphosphate kinase 5. The transcript is spliced from 7 exons. Gene Ontology annotation, biological process: GTP biosynthetic process; CTP biosynthetic process; UTP biosynthetic process. NCBI's taxonomy places the organism in Eukaryota, Viridiplantae, Streptophyta, Magnoliopsida, Malpighiales, Euphorbiaceae. Gene Ontology annotation, molecular function: nucleoside diphosphate kinase activity. The coding region runs from base 385 to 849 and encodes 154 amino acids. The record is from RefSeq and is a predicted model, not a curated record.